AUGCUUUUUCUGCAAUUUCCAUUGCUAGCUGUUCUCCUUCCAGGUGGCAGCAAUGAAGAAGUCUUUCAGGAACCUGUCUCAUUCUAUCUCAUCCAGAUCUCAUCCUUUGCCAACAAAACCUGGGCACAAAAUCAGGGCUCAGGUUGGCUGGAUGAGUUGCUGACACAUGGCUGGGAGAGUGAAUUAGGCACUAUAAUUUUCCUGCAUGCCUGGUCCAAGGGCAACUUCAGUGACGCGGAGCUGAUGGAUCUGGAGCUGCUGUUUCGUGUCUACUUCAUUGGAUUUAUUCGGGAGAUUCAAGACCAUGCCAGUGCAUUGAAGUUGGAAUACCCUUUUGAGUUACAGGUGUCAGCUGGCUGUGAGCUGCACUCCGGGAGAUCCCCAAAAGGUUUCUUCCAUGUAGCUUAUCAAGGGUCAGAUUUCCUGAGCUUCCAGAACAUGUCAUGGGUGCCAUCUCCAAAGGGAGAGAGUAGAGCCCAGAAUGUGUGCAAUCUCAUUAAUCAGUACCAAGGCAUCCAGGAGACGGUGCAGAGGCUCGUCAGAAACUCCUGCCCCCAGUUUGUCUUUGGUCUCCUGGACGCAGGGAGGAUGGAUCUCCAGAGACAAGUGAGGCCACAGGUCUGGCUUUCCAGUAGCCCCACCCUCAGUCCUGACUGGCUGUUGCUGGUUUGUCAUGUCUCUGGCUUCUACCCAAAGCUUGUUUGGGUGACGUGGAUGUGGGGUGAACAGGAGCAACCAGACACUAAACAAGGGGAUAUCCUUCCCAUUGCUGAUGGAACGUGGUAUCUUUGGGUUAUCCUGAACAUGAUGACUGAGGAUGCAGCUGGCCUGUCUUGCCAGGUGAGGCAUAGCAGUCUGGGUAGUGAGGACAUCAUCAUCUACUGGAGCAACCACAUAUCUAUGAACUUCAUCUUGAUCCCCUUGGGAGUGAUACUGCCCCUGAUGCUUUUGAUAGGUCUUGUGGUGGUGUUUAAGAAGCACUGGUGA
Molecule: messenger RNA, 987 nt
Organism: Trichechus manatus latirostris (Florida manatee)
Lineage: Eukaryota; Metazoa; Chordata; Mammalia; Sirenia; Trichechidae
Product: T-cell surface glycoprotein CD1c
Biological process (GO): immune response; antigen processing and presentation, exogenous lipid antigen via MHC class Ib; antigen processing and presentation, endogenous lipid antigen via MHC class Ib
Cellular component (GO): external side of plasma membrane
Molecular function (GO): lipopeptide binding; endogenous lipid antigen binding; exogenous lipid antigen binding
Source: RefSeq, a predicted model, not a curated record